GUGGGGGACAACCGCUGGAACAAGAUCGGUGCCGAUACGUCCUUUCUCGAGCUGCACCACGCCGUGGGUGACGUGGACGAGGGUUGGCGAGAACACUGCAGGCUGGACGCGGAUGCUGGUGCUGCUGCCUCCGCUAACCCAGACGCCGUCGUCGAAGGCGAGGAGGACAAGCGAUCCUACGCCUACCACUACGGCCGGUACUUGGAAAAGCACCACAGCGAGUUGUUCAGCAACUACAACGUCUACUCCCAGGCCAAGCGCGCCAAGACCAAGAUGGACAUGCACGGCUUGUUCGAAGCAUACGAGAACUACGUGGACCAACACUGUGUAUUCAGCCACCCUUCGCUCGACCAUGGCACCAUUCUCGCCAUCAACGAUUGGGUCCUCACGAAGCUCCGCGACCAACUCAAGAACGAGAACCUGAGGCCUUACGUGAUGAUGGUGCUUCGCUUGGCCACCCCGACGGACGACGGGGUCGACUGGGUGCUGAAGUCACGUCAGGACGCUCUGAAGAGGGUGCCGUACCUGCUCUCACAGAUGAAGGAAUCCAAAGUAUUUCAGCCGUCCCUGGCUCCACUUCCGCCGGCACCAGUCUCCAAGGCAGCGCCGAAGAAGCGCGCUAAGAAGGGGGCCGCUGCCAAACCAGGCGUCGCCGCCGAGCCUAAGCCCGAGGUCUUCAGCGUCACGACGGAGGGGAGGGCCGCGGUGUUCCUCGAUGACGCUCGCAAUGCGAUUCAAUACACUCUGCAGUGCGUUGAUCCUUCUAAGAUCCAGGAGCAGGAUAAGUUCGUCGACAAGAUGAUGAUGACCUGCGUUGAGUUCGGCGUGGCUGGCAAAGUGCAGAUCGAUACGGAGAAGGGCGGGAAGCAAACCAAAACAUCCAUGACUACUUGGUCCUCCUUGAGGAAGUACGUCAAGAAGCAACUCGUGGACGCGCUCGGGAUUAACUGCAUGGCCCACGUAUCCGCCGACCCCGACAACGUGACCUCGGCCGUCGGCAAGUUCUGGGAUGUGUUCAUGUCACCAGAGACGCACGCUGCUAUGACGUCUGCCGCGUCGGUGUCACGUUCGUCGCUUGCAGCAUGCAUCGUGGAGAUCAUCGAGAAGGAUUGCAUGCCGCUCUGCUUUGAUCACGCUUUGAUGAAGCUAUCGCUCAGCGCCUACACCGUCGAUGAGAAGAAACACCAGACCGAGCUCAGCCCGAACCCCGAUGCUAAGAGUGUCAUCGACAUUCUCGGGAAGUUCAUGUGCAUGCUGUUGGAGGAGGGUGCCAACGUCUUCCAGGCUGCUGUUGCCCAGUCGGAUUCGGACCCUGAGGCUCGGCAGAGCAUGUGCGAGUGGGCCGUCAUCUUCGAAAAUGCGAAGUCGACCGUCGCCAAAUACAUUGCUGAGAUUGCUGCGAAUGAUGCUCAGUGUCACGACGGCGUGAUGUGGACUCGACUGUGGACAUCUAUCGUUUCCGUAUCAGCAUUGGUCGCAGUUGACGCCUGCAUGUGCGACGAUGAGUCGGUCUGGGCUGCCGGUUCGAAAAUGGAGCAGCAAAUCAUUCAGCUGUUGUCCAAAAUGCCCAAGGACAAGGCCGCCGAGCAGUACAACACUCUGAAGCUUAAGUAUGAUGAAGCACAGAAGUUACCCACAGAGUACGACCAGCCCUCCAUGGUCAAGUUGAUGAUUGAUGAUCGCAGGGCUACACUGGAGAGGGAGACGACUGACGCCAUCAAGAGCGCCUACGCAGUGCCGGUGCCUGAGGACGAGCAGGAAGGUGGCGCCGCUGGCAUUGUGGAUGGUGGAGCAGCCGAUGAGCACAACGCAGGUUUCAUCAAGCUCAUCACUGCCCAACCGAGCGCGAUUGACGAGGCUUGGGCUGCUCAGGUCUUCGCAGCCAAGGCUACUGCUGAACUGCUGGAGGGCUGGAGGUCUGGCGAAGGCGCUGCCGCAGAGCUGAAAGACGUCGGCCUCGACAUCUUAAUGACGAAGGACCCCGCGAAGCAGAAGAAGAAUCCAGCUGGCUCGCGGCGAGCGUUCGUCGACUUGCUUCACCUCGAGCUUGAGAGCCUCAAGCUCGCGCUGGUUGGGAAGGUAUCUACAUCCUUGGUCGGUGUGCUGCACCGCUCGCCCAACACAUGCACGGUUGGCAAGUACAAGAAAUUCCACGUGAUGGUCACGACUACAGCGAGCAUGUGUUCACCAACAGCAGCUGCUUUCGUGCCGGCUUGGUCUUUGCGGGCCAUCAAGGAGGCGUCGACGAAGAGGGGUCGGACUGGCUCGGCUGCUGCACCAGUCGGACCGAUCAUGAUGUUCGAGCCCGUCUGCGUCGAGGUUUGCGGCGCCAAGCUGUCGGUGAUGGCGUUGGUGCCAGACAUGGCCUACAUCAAGUCGCUGAUCAAGCAUAAGAGGAUCGAGAUGGCCGAGAACCACGAGAAGGUUCGGCAGAAGGCCGUGAAGGAGGGGAAGGCUGUUCCCAACGCCCCCGAGCUGAAGCACUUCUAUGUGGAGCUCACGCGCCCUGAGCUCACG
This is a messenger RNA of Prorocentrum cordatum, 2517 nucleotides long. Lineage: Eukaryota; Dinophyceae; Prorocentrales; Prorocentraceae. The record is from the annotation of a GenBank genome assembly.